Molecule: messenger RNA, 594 nt
Organism: Didymodactylos carnosus
Lineage: Eukaryota; Metazoa; Rotifera; Eurotatoria; Philodinida; Philodinidae
Source: the annotation of a GenBank genome assembly
AUGGGAUCAAAAUCGGUCAAACCUGUUGAAUUAAGUAAAGAAGAUAUCGAUUUUAUUUCACAGAAAUCUAAACUUGAUCCUGAAUCAGUUGAAGAAUGGUACGAAAAGUUAAAGGCAGCAUGUCCAAAAGGUUCUAUUGAAAAAGCCGAUACAAAACGGUUUCUGAAAGCAAUUGUUCAUGAAAAAGAUAAAGAAGAGACCAUUGAUAAGCUAGCUGACGAAAUUCAUCGAUCAUUCGAUGAAAAUAAUGAUGGGAAAGUUGAUUGGCGUGAAUUUCUUAUUGGAUUUGCGUUAACAUCAAGUGGUAGUUUAGAAGAACGAUUGAAAUAUGUAUUUCGAACAUACGAUCGCGAUAACGAUGGUGUGAUUAAUAAGAAAGAAAUUGAUCGAAUGGUCAAGAUAGCAACAUCGUUGCAUGGUAAACAUGAUGACAACACGGAACGAAUUGUUGAAGAAUUACGUACUGCUUUAGAAAAGCUAAACGAAGAUAAAGAUGCGAGCCAUCGUGAUCGUAUUACGUCGGAUGAAUUUAUUCGCAUUCUUCUUGAAAAUAAAGAAAUAUGUGAUUUACUUUCGCCGUUUAAUGUUACUUAA